Ahaetulla prasina is the source of this 3089-nucleotide messenger RNA. It is a transcript of the gene NEURL3, whose product is annotated as neuralized E3 ubiquitin protein ligase 3. Lineage: Eukaryota; Metazoa; Chordata; Lepidosauria; Squamata; Colubridae. Gene Ontology annotation, molecular function: ubiquitin protein ligase activity. The transcript is spliced from 3 exons. Gene Ontology annotation, cellular component: early endosome. Bases 138 to 959 code for a protein of 273 amino acids. The record is from RefSeq and is a predicted model, not a curated record. Gene Ontology annotation, biological process: ubiquitin-dependent endocytosis.
UGGCACUCGGAGAACCUGGGAAAUUAGUUGCCUUUGACGUCUAGCUUAAAGGAAGGGAGAAGCAGGGAGGGUAGCAACCUGAAUCCACAGCCCAGCACAGCACAGCACAACCUAGCCCGGCCCGGCCCCAGCCAGCCAUGGGAGCCUGCCUUAGUCCCUCCGAAGACGGUAAGGAGAACGUUCAAGAAUUGGAGUGUUCUCUCGACGCUUCGUACAGUCCGCUCUUCUUCCAUCCUUACAUCAAAGGAUCCCAGGUUACCAUGGACGAAUCUUGCUGUACAGUAAGUCGGACGGACACCUUCCACGAUGGUAUCGUCUUCUCCAACCGGCCCGUAGAACUUUAUGAGAGAGUCACGUUGAAAAUCUUACAAGAGGACCAGAAGUGGCAGGGGGGUCUGCGGGUGGGCUUCACCUGGAAAGACCCCUGCCUUCAGUCGGGCGACCUGCCUCCGUUUGUGUGCCCGAACCUGGUCGCCCAAGGGAAGACUCGGGCGUGCGUUUUACCGGACGAGUAUAUCGAAGAAGAGACCAUUAUCAGCUUCUGGGUGGACAGCUGGGGCUGCGUUUUCUGCAGCACCAACCUUGAGGCCGAAGGGUCCUUCCUCUUCAACGGCGUCUCGGUUAAAUCUCCUCUUUGGGCGGUUGUGGACGUCUAUGGAAGAACCAAAGCAGUCCAACUUCUCGAUCCCACCUGCUUGGCGUUCCAAGAAAGGGCUGAAGAAAACGCCGUGGAAGAUUGCAUGGUCUGUUUUGCGUCCCAGGCCAGUACCAUGAUGUUCCCUUGUCAUCACACCGGCUUCUGCUCCAGGUGCUCCAUGAAGAUUUUCAGAACCAGCGGCUGCUGCCCCCUCUGUCGGGAAGCAGUGACGAAAAUCCUCUGGGUCUCCGUUCUGGCGGCGCAGAACGAGGGCCUGCCGAACUUGUUGGGAAAAUCGGAGCGUAUCCGUUCCCUGCGGUGACAAAAGGUUGCGCGGUUGCGGUGCUCCUGAAAUAAGCCCGUCCUAGUAAGGAAAGGGCAGGGAAUUGGAAAGGCAAAGAAAGCAAUCGGGGGAGACCAAAAUAAUAAUAAUAAUAAUAAAAAUUGAAAAAAAGCAGUGUUCGCUUAGAAGGGACAAGAGGCGAGGCACGGGGUUCGCUAGUUGGAUAGCCAUUUGUCUGAAGUGGUGCAGGGUUUCCUGCCUGGGCAGGGGGUUGGACUAGAAGACCUCCAAGGUCCCUUCCAACUCUGUUAUUAUGCUAUGUUAUGUUAGUUGGAUGAAGGAGCCGAAUUGCUGGAACCGCUGGAGAUGCACAACAGGCACAGAAGUUCUUUCGUUCUUAAAAACAAAACAAAACUCAAAACAGUUCUCACACUUGCAAGCUGGCACGAGGCUGACGGCUUUGAAGUUCAUUUCCAGGACUUUCCAGGCAGGGAAAACACCAGCGCUGUCUCUGCUCAGAGCAACCAGCAUCAGGAAGGGCUUGUUUGAACGUUUUAUAAGGCUACGCAAGCAGUUGAAAACUGUUGUGAGCGAUGCCUUUGCCAGGGAACUGGGCAAAAGACAAUUCACAGGUUAACCAAAACUUUGGGAAUCUGCUUAAAUCUGCUAGCCACUUUGGCUUCCUCGUGGUCACUGAAGAGGCCUGAGAAUGAGGGAAUUUUAUCUUUGGGAGAAUUUGAAUUUUAUUCAGCCGAAGGGUUGCUGCCUUCAGGAGGAAGGGGAGAUGACCAGCCUUCUAAAUAAAAUAGCACUGCAAGAACGGACAGUCAAAUUCCAAAUUUAAGGAGUCACCGGAGAGAGGGAAGAGACAGCAAGAGAGGAAUUCCCCUUCAGAGCAAAAAACAAAACCAAAAAAAGAAACUUUUAUUGUUUCUCCUGCUGGGUGGGAUGGGAACUCCUUCCUCCCUCUUGCAGGAAACAUCUGGAGAUUUAGGUCUUGGAGACCAAAAACAAAGGGAUCGUUUCCUGUGAUUUGUUGCUUCAAGAUCAAAAUCAAACCAUUUCAAAGUUGGCAGGGCCUGCACGGUGAGUGAACCAUGGAGAAAGAAAGAAAGAAAGAAAGAAAGAAAGAAAGAAAGAAAGAAAGAAAGAAAGAGAGGGAGAGAGAAAGAGAAUGAAAGAAUGAAAGAGAAAAAAGAAAGAGGGAGAAGAGAAAGAAAGAAAGAAAGAAAGAAAGAAAGAAAGAAAGAGAGGGAGAGAGAAAGAGAAUGAAAGAAUGAAAGAGAAAAAAGAAAGAGGGAGAAGAGAAAGAAAGAGGGGAGGGAGAGAGAGAUAAAGAAAGAGAGAGAGAGAAAGAAUGAAAGAGGGAGAGAGAAAAGAAAGAAAGGGAGAAAAAGAAAGAAAGAAUAAAGAGAAAGAAAGAGGGAGAGAGAGAAAGAAAGAAAGGGGAGGGAGAGAGAGAGAGAGAGAGAGAGAGAAAGAGAAAGAAAGAAAGAAAGAAAGAAAGAAAGAAAGAAAGAAAGAAAGAAAGAAAGAAAGAGAAAGACAGACAAUCUUUUGCAAUCUUAGAUGAUCAAGUUUUGGCCGAGGUUUCUUCAUCAGAGGUGCUGUGUUGACUGAACACCUUUUGGAUGAUGAAGGUUGCAAAAUUAGCGCAAGCUUUGCUGGUUUUUCCAGGACCUUUAAGGCACAAUGAUUAAUCAUCCAAUCAUCCGUCCCGUCAGGGCUUUGUCAUAACACCUUAAGAACAAAUUGGGUCCUGGGACUGUAUGUGAAAAUCAGAACUUGCUCACAGAAGGUAUAAAUGAGGAGAAUCUCUCUCACCUUCUCCCAUUUUGGGAAUUUUUUUUUUAAAAAAUCAUGUAUUAAACUUAAAACAGUUUCAUCUUCUGAACGAUGCAGAUUUCUUAAGAGAGCAGGACGGUGGGUACAUGGUGGGAACUGAUAAGCCAUCCUGCCUUGGAAGAUCAGCUGUUUCUGUUAAUAGUGUAUUAUUUUUUUUAAUACUCGUUUCUCUGUAAAAAAAAACAAAUCUGUAAUUUCUAUAAAGAAUUUGUAAUAAAAUGUUGAGAUACCAGCCUCUAAGAUCCUGUUUUCCUUAAAAAUGAUAUUCAUGGGUAUAAAGAGGUGAUGUUCGAAGAGGCGUAACAGGAAAUGUGGAAAGAAAGA